Molecule: messenger RNA, 2302 nt
Organism: Capsella rubella
Lineage: Eukaryota; Viridiplantae; Streptophyta; Magnoliopsida; Brassicales; Brassicaceae
Exons: 2
Coding region: 258-2153 (631 amino acids)
Source: RefSeq, a predicted model, not a curated record
CUGUGUGCGAGCGAUUUCGUGAUUCAUCGACCUAAAAGGAGACAACGCGAGAGAGGCAGAGUUUAUUGGGUUCGAACCAUCGGCCUUGCUACUAUUCUCGAAAUCGAUUCUUUGCAUCACCCAGGUACUUUCUCCGUCAUCAGCCGCCACAAGGAUCAGUGUUAUGUGUCUCCACGCUCGAUUCAAUUCGAUAGGGGUCGGUUCAGAUUUCGUUUUGCUGGGGUUGAAAGUCUCUGUCUUUGGAAUCCAAUUCGAUAAUGGCCGCUUUUUUUUUGGCUAAUGGUCUGCAAAACAUAUGGCCCUUUUCAAUUCUUGAAAGCAGUGACCUCAAGGAAUCUAAGAAGAUUGUUCACAGUCUUUCACUGCCAGAGAGUACAAAGAACUUUGUGUUUGCUAUUAGAGUCCCUGAGCAUGAUUCCACUAUCUACAUACUUUCUUCUCAGAGUUUAUCCGAGAGAUCUGCUACUGAUGCCGAGUUUCUUAUACGCGAAAUCCGUCCUGGUGCUGUAGUGGCUCAAGUGAACAAAUCUGCUUUUGGGGAAGCUCAGGUUGAGGAGAUUGUAUUAGGAGAUGGCUCAAGUGAUUCAAUCCCUACAUCAGCUUUUAAAGUUCUUAUACAGUGUUUUGUUGACAAGGUUAACAAAGAAAAGUAUGAAAGCGUUGCAGGGAUCUUGGUUUUGAAGGAGAUUUUUGGGACAAGUUUUAAUGGUCAUUUAUUGGCUGCCAAAAGGGUUGCUGGGGAGGUUGGUUCAUCGUUUCUGGUUCUCGAAUCUCCUUUUGUCACUAUCGGUGCCGUGGAAGCCUCCCCUGGAGAAAUUGAGACAGGAGGCAAGAUGCAAGGUUUAGCUAAUAGUCUCAUACCACAACAUUUUGGCUCUGCUAUAUUUUCAAGCUCGCGAAGGUUUUCGAUAGCCAAUGAUGUACAAGCACGGAUGCUAAAGUUGGUAUCUUUUCAGAUCAAUCAGCUCAACAAAGAACUUAGCCCAUCAAGAUGUGUUGCAAGUGGAGUUUCCAAUGAGUUACAGUCCAAUAGUCAUGAGGUUCCAGCAUUUGCUCAAUCCUUUUAUCCCUUGCUUGUUGACCUUCAUGAUAUAUUCAGUGAUCUCCCAUCUAUUGGGAAAGCUCUAGCCAAUGCCAGAAAGAUGUUAUCUGAUGUAAAUAGAGGUGAAUCUAUGACUACAGAGGUUAUUUCUGAAGUUUACCUUUUUCAGAUUGCAGUUGAAGGUCUAAGAAUUGCUUUGAACAAUGCUGGGCGACUACCAAUCAAGAACAUGGGAAGUUCAAGCCGAGGCAAAGUUCAAUUUUCACAGCUCUCUUCUGAAGACAAAUCAUACGCACUUAUGGCAGAUCUUCUUCGUAGCCAGGCUAAAAAGUUUAAGAACAUAGUAGCAGUAGUAGAUGCAAGUAGCCUUGCAGGUCUUAGGAAAAACUGGAAAACUUGUGUUCCUCAAGAAGUCAAAGAUAUGUCUGAGCAUAUGGUGCAAGAUUUUGAUAGUGACGAGAAGGCUAAUGAUUCAAAGUUAAAGCGACUAAUAUCUGAUAAACCGGUGGUAGCAGUUGGUGCCGGUGCAACUGCUAUCUGGGGUGCUUCAUCACUAACCAAGGCCAUUUCUGCUUCUCCUUUCUUCAAGAUUGUGACUUUUAAAGUACCAGUUUCAUUGAACCUAAUCUUGACACAUACCCAUAAGGCAGUGACAUUUGCAUUUACUAAAGUGGCAGCUCCAUCAAAAGUAAUGGCACCUGGUUUUGCUAGUUCUGGAGCCAAAUCAACAUCUUUGGUAAAAGCAUCUUUGUCCGCGGAGAAAAUCAGAGCGGUAACACAUAGCAUUAUAGCUUCUGUGGAAAAGACAAGUUUGUCUGCAAUGAGAACUGCAUUCUAUGAGAUUAUGCGGAAAAGACAAGCAAAACCCAUAGGCACCUUACCAUUGGCGACAUUUGGAGUCAGUCUUGUAACAUGUGCAGGAUUGUUCGCCUAUGGGGAUGGGAUCGAAUGUGCAGCUGUGUCUCUUCCCUCAGCUCCUUCGAUUGCAGACUUGGGUCGAGGGAUUCAAAACUUACAUGAGGCGUCUAUGGAAGUGAGAAUGAGAGAAGGCAACAGGAUACAGAACGCAAUCGAGUCCCUUAGACAAAGACUGAAAGUCAAGUUACAAUGAAAUGUUUCUUUUAGCUUAGUGUACAUAUAUAUUCUCUCUACAUGUUUCGUGUCCAGCUAAUGGUAUGAUUUGAACAUGAUCUCUAGAUGUUGACAGAAACUAUAAGUUGGUUUCAUUCAGGAGAGGUGGAAUCAAAAUAUUAUGAAUCA